This is a messenger RNA of Sander lucioperca (pikeperch), 324 nucleotides long. RefSeq names its product solute carrier family 31 member 1. Gene Ontology annotation, biological process: copper ion transmembrane transport. Gene Ontology annotation, cellular component: membrane. Lineage: Eukaryota; Metazoa; Chordata; Actinopteri; Perciformes; Percidae. Gene Ontology annotation, molecular function: copper ion transmembrane transporter activity. The record is from RefSeq and is a predicted model, not a curated record.
AUGACCUUCUAUUUCGGCUACAACAACGUGGAGCUGCUGUUCAGGCUGCUCAUCAACUCCCCGGAGGAGAUGGUGGGGGCGUGUAUCGGAGUCUUCCUAUUGGCUGUGCUGUACGAGGUGAAGAUGGGCCGGGAGUCUCUGCUGCGCCGUAGUCAGGUCAACGUCCGCUACAACUCGAUGCUCCCGGGGGCAGAUGGUACGGUCCUCAUGGAGACGCACAAGACCGUCGGUACGCAGCGGAUGCUAAGCCCCGCCAACUUCCUGCAGACGCUGCUGCACAUCCUGCAGGUGGUGGUGAGCUACUUCCUGAUGCUCGUCUCAUGA